This is a messenger RNA of Drosophila takahashii, 1294 nucleotides long. RefSeq names its product acyl-coenzyme A diphosphatase NUDT19. Gene Ontology annotation, molecular function: hydrolase activity, acting on acid anhydrides, in phosphorus-containing anhydrides. NCBI's taxonomy places the organism in Eukaryota, Metazoa, Arthropoda, Insecta, Diptera, Drosophilidae. The record is from RefSeq and is a predicted model, not a curated record. Gene Ontology annotation, cellular component: mitochondrion.
AUGAGCCAAGCUGCUACUCCGCCCAAGUGGCGCACGUCGGCCAGUGUAAUCCUGGUGUCCAGGGAAGUCGUUAAAAGCGAGGAUUACAAGUUGCUAAUGCUAAAACGCAGCGAUGCCACAGCGGUGAUGGUCAACCAGACUGUAUUCCCCGGUGGCCUCCUGGAUUCCGAGGCCGAUGAGAGCGUGGAAUGGCUGCAGUACUUCGAGGAGUUCGGUGUCCCGCAGGAGGCACUGCGUCGCCUGGUGCUAAUCCGCGAUGAUCGUCCUGCCAUCCUGGCGCCCCAGGGAACCGGCUGCUACGAUCGCUUCUUCAAGCGUUCCCGCAUUUGGGCGCGGGAGAUUACACUGCGACUCUGCGCCGUGAGGGAGUGCUUCGAGGAGGUGGGACUGCUGCUGUGUCGCAGUCGCAGCCAGUUGGACUUCGGUGCAGUGACCUGCGCUCAGGAUGUCCCCGAUUUGGAGGCGUGGCAGCGACGGGUGCACGACAAACCCAGCGAAUUCCUGACCCUCUGCCGGGAACUUAAAGUGGUGCCGGACUUGUGGGCACUCCACGAAUGGUCUGCAUGGGCGAGUCCAGGGUUCAUGCGCAAGGGCUAUGAAACGGUUUUCUUUAUGGCUUUUGCGGACAAGCUGCCCAAAUUGCUGGAGGAACCCUCUGAGGUCAAGGAGACGCUGUGGCGAACACCGCUGGAACUGCUGCGACUGUCUGAACUCGGCGAGGUUUGGUUCCUGCCUCCACAGGUCUACGAAUUGUCACGCUUAAUGGGAAUCAAGGAUUACAAGAGCGUGCUGGAGUUUGCCAUUAAGCGUAGUGUACUAGGCACCACUAUGUUCCUGCCAGUGGGUUAUGACUGCAAUGGUUCUAUGGUUUUUGUCCUACCAGGUGAUGACUUCUUUGUUCCAGAGCCGCAUUUGGUUAACGAAAUCAUCAGUUUUCCUGGCUCCGAGGAGGACUUUAAGGCUCGUUCAAAGCGCCUACAUCGAUAUUCCUAUGGUCCUUCCAUUCGAAACUUGGAUCUGAAUAUUCCCCCGCCCAAUGGACACUUGAGACCGCUGAAAUUUCAUCUGGAGCGCCAGAAGCUGUAAUCACAGUCCGCAGCUGGCUGGCCAUCGACGCGAGUGGUGACCCCAGCUGCUAAGCUCUGAUAAGAUGCUAAAUGUGACCUCCGAAAUGAGGCAGUCACAAAUUGUUGUUUUGAAAUUAUUCUAAGCGGCUUUAGCCGGCCAUCAAAUUAUCUAGACGCUUGCCCCAAAAGGGCAUUAAUUAUUAUUUUACGAGAGAAAUUUUAAUUAA